This is a messenger RNA of Sipha flava (yellow sugarcane aphid), 1446 nucleotides long. RefSeq names its product zinc finger BED domain-containing protein 4-like. The transcript is spliced from 3 exons. NCBI's taxonomy places the organism in Eukaryota, Metazoa, Arthropoda, Insecta, Hemiptera, Aphididae. The annotation marks the transcript as partial. The record is from RefSeq and is a predicted model, not a curated record. Gene Ontology annotation, molecular function: protein dimerization activity.
AGCAUUUAAAAAGAAUUCAUCCAGCGCACAUUACACUUGUUUUAAAUAAUGAAGAAGAAUUAGAUUUGAAUCUAUCAGCCGGACCAUCUACUUUUUCUAAUAAUUCCAACAAUAUACAACAAACUGAACCCUGCUUUCCUUCUGCACCUAAACGUUGUCGCCAAUUAAAAUUAUAUGGUUUGACUGAAGGUAACAAUUUAACAGAUGAAGUAAAAAAUUCAAUAGACGAAAGUUUAAUUAAGAUGAUUGUUACUGAUUACCAACCUCUAUCGUUAGUUGAGAACAGUGGGUUUUUAGAAUAUUCUAAAAAAUUGCAACCUUUAUAUAAAGUUCCCACUAGUUUGUCAAUUACAACUGAUAUAUGGACUUCUGACAAUAAUAUAGCUUAUUUAACAGUUACUUGUCAUUUUAUAUUUGAUGAUCGUCUAUAUUCACCUGUCUUGGCAACUAGAGAAAUGCAUGAAUCUCAUACUGGCGUCAACAUAGCUAAUUUGCUUUCAGAUAUUUUAAAUGAAUGGGGCAUUAAAGAUAAAAUAAUUUCCUGGAUGUUUUUAAAAAAAUGCCGCACAUUGGUAGGACAUUUUAAACAUAGUGUCUUUGCGUCUGAAAAACUAAAAGAACUGCAAACACAAAUGGGACUUCCUGUAUUAAAAGUAAUACAAGAUGUGAGUACAAGGUGGAAUUCGAGCAUUCAUAUGUUAGAUAGACUUGUACAAAUUAAAGCACUUUUGUCGGCAGCUAUGACAUUUCUUCCCCGUGCACCAGACCUUUUAACUGCACUAGAUUGGGAAUUAAUAACUGAUUGUCUACCUAUAUUAAAACCAUUUGACGUCAUGACAGUUGAGUUAUCUGGUGAAAUAUAUCCAACACUUUCUUCAGUCAUUCCAUUAGUAAGGGGCCUUCAACAUACAUUAAAAAGUAUAAUAACUAAUACAACUGCUGGAAAUGCACUUCAAAAAAUUGUAAUUGAAGUCAUCGUUAGACGAUUAGGUAUACUAGAACGUGAUAAAAUAGUUGCUAAAUCAACCUUUUUAUACCCUAGGUUUAAAAAAGCAGGUUUUGGAUUAAUUGAAAAUGCAAAUAAUACCGAAAAACUGCUUAUGGAAGAACUAUCUGAUAUAUUAAAUAAUAAACACCAGGAAGAUACAUGUAGUGUACCUAUCAACAGUAUCAACGUCGAAUCCAAUGUAUUAUGGAAACAAUUUGACACGAAAGUGUCCCAGAUCAGAAGCACUUUAUCAACAGGAAUUACAGCUUCACUUAUAAUACGUCAGUAUUUAGAAAUGCCAUAUUUAAAUCGCAAGCAAAGUCCACUGGAUUUUUGGAAAAAAAACAAAAAUACUUUUCCAGAAUUGUACAUGUUGCAAAUGAAAUAUUUGAGUGUUCCCGCAACAUCGGUUCCAUCGGAACGCGUGUUUUCUAAAGCAGGGCAGAUUACCAACGACC